GAACGGUUCAACCCUUAGGGCAUACUUGAAGGCAAUACAGGGGUUUCGCUUAAGCAAUUGCGUUAGCAGCCCGCGCCUUUGCGGGCUGCACCGUUAGGAAUGCCGCCACAACAGGAAGCAGUUACCCACCGCUCAAAGAUUUAUGCUGAUGUUUGCGUCGAUAAGGAACCGGAGUACAGCGAUUAUGAGCACCUUAGCAUAUCCUGGGGAGAGCAGGACCACUAUGAGGUGGUUCGGAAAGUUGGUAGGGGCAAGUACAGCGAGGUGUUCGAAGGCGUGAACGUGUCAGGGGAGACGCCAACGCGUUGCAUUAUCAAGAUCCUGAAGCCCGUCAAAAAGAAGAAGAUUCUUCGCGAAGUGAAAAUCCUCAAGAACUUGCAGGGUGGCCCCAACAUCAUCUCGCUGAUGGACAUGGUGAAGGACCCGCACUCGCGCACGCCCAGCCUCAUCUUCGAGUACGUGGACAACACGGACUUCAAGGUGCUGUACCCCACCCUGACCGACCUGGACAUCCGCUUCUACAUCCGCGAGCUGCUCAAGGCGCUGCACUACUGCCACAGCAUGGGCAUCAUGCACAGGGACGUGAAGCCGCACAACGUGAUGAUCGACCACUCGCGGCGCCAGCUGCGCCUCAUCGACUGGGGCCUAGCGGAGUUCUACUUCCCGGAGCGGGAGUUCAACGUGCGGGUGGCCAGCAGGUACUUCAAGGGCCCCGAGCUGCUUGUUGACUACCAGCUGUACGACUACAGCCUGGACAUGUGGAGCCUGGGCUGCAUGCUGGCCGCCAUCAUCUUCCGCAAGGAGCCCUUCUUCUUCGGACACGACAACUACGACCAGCUGGUCAAGAUCGCGCGCGUGCUGGGGACGGACGACCUGUACGCGUACCUGGACAAGUACGGUCUUGAGCUGGACCCGCAGCAGGAGUCGCUGCUGGGCUCGCACACCCGCAAGCCCUGGUCCAAGUUCGUCACCCCCGACAACCAGCACCUCGCCACCCCCGAGGCAAUCGACCUGGUGGACCGGCUGCUGCGCUACGACCACCAGACGCGCCUCACCAGCAAGGAGGCGCUGGAGCACCCGUAC
Messenger RNA from Astrephomene gubernaculifera, 1083 nucleotides. The record is from the annotation of a GenBank genome assembly. Lineage: Eukaryota; Viridiplantae; Chlorophyta; Chlorophyceae; Chlamydomonadales; Astrephomenaceae.